AUGGCUUCGCAUCAACUGGCCAUUGCAAAGGCCUCCCUUUCGGCCGGGCUGCUACGCCCCGACCCCACGUCGGUGCCGCGCGACGACAUCACCGCGUUUCACUCUGCACUCGACCGGGCGCUAUCCCAUUGCUCGUCAGCAAACAUCCAGGCCUGUAAAUCAUGGCUGCUCCGCCAUGUCGUCUCCUCAUCCAACCGGGUGGGAGUUUGGGCCAAGUACCUCGCUGCCUUGUCCGGCUCGUUCGCCGCGGAAGAGGGUGCUCCUGCGACGUCGGCCAAGCGAAAACGCCUGCAUAUCAUGUACCUGCUGAAUGACGUCUUCCACCACACCAAAUAUCACAUGGGAUCGAGGGCCGCCUUCUCCACCGUCAGCGGCUCGCUGCAGCCGUACAUCGUGGAGUUGCUGGGCUACGCCGCCUCCUACGACCGAGAAAAGAACCCGAAACACCAUCGACGACUGGACGAUCUACUGGACAUCUGGGAGGCCAACGAAUACUACGGCAGCGAUUAUGUCGGCAAGCUGCGCGAGGUUGUCAAGACCUCGGCCUUGUCGGGCCCCGUCAAAGCGUCGAUUGACGUCGAGACGAGCAAUCUGGAUGCGACAAAUAAGCCCUCCGGAAAGGAUGUGCCGUUUGUGAUGCCAGCGACCCACGGAGAUCCUUCGACCCCUUUCUAUGACCUCCCGGCUGGGAAUCUCAUUCCUCACAUUAUCCCGAAUUCGACCAUUCCUCUGCGCCCCGAUACGGUCAAGCCCCUGCAGUUUCUGGCGGGGCCGGCAGACCAGAAGCUGGUAACGGCAGUCAAGGCAUUUCUAAAGGAUGUUGACCGGAUCUACGAGUCCACCCAGCCCGAGCCGCAGGAUGGUGAGAUGGUCGACAUCGACGAUCUGGGCGAGGUCGUAAUCCGAGAGGACAAAUCUGGCGAUGUCCUUGACGGCGAAACCUAUUAUGGGUGGAAUGUGAGAGCCAGUUCCCGGAGCCGCAGCCGCAGCCGCAGCCUGACUCCUCGGAAAAGGAGGCGAUAUAGCAAUAGCGUGGCAAGCGACGACAGCCGAUCGAGUCGGUCCCGGUCGCGCAGUCAAACUCCACCUCGCAGAGCCUCCGGUCGAAAGUACGACUCGCGGUCUCGAUCUCGAUCGCGGCCGUCCCAAUCCUAUUCCCCACGGAGGCCCUCCCCUCCGCGCGCUCAUCCCCCGACCCACCAUCCUCCUCCCAAUCCAUAUGGCCCCGGCCACGCACCUCCCGCGCCCGCAUAUCCUCCUCAUCACCAGCACCAUCCACCUCCACCCCCACCUCAUUAUCCCAUGCACUUCGCAGGCGGUCCGCCGGGCGGGCCUCCCUUCCCGCCGCCCGGGAUGUUUCCUCAGGGCGUUCCACCUCCUCCGCCUCCGCAAAACUAUCAGGGGUCCUGGCCUCCUCCACCACCUCCUUCGAUGCAGAAUUGCGGACCCGCACCCGGCAUGAACACGUCGCACUUCCCUCCGCCAUACCAGGCGCAGGGCGGGCAAUACCCGUCUAUGCACCGCGGUCCAGGAUUAGGCCCUUCGCAGCAAAUGCCUCCGGGGUCAUAUCACUUCCCUCCUCCCCAUUCGGGCGGCCAAGGACAGGGACAGGGACAGGGCCCGGGACAAGGACAAGGGCAGGGAAUUAGUGGCCCGUGGCCGAAGUAG
Molecule: messenger RNA, 1668 nt
Organism: Aspergillus steynii IBT 23096
Lineage: Eukaryota; Fungi; Ascomycota; Eurotiomycetes; Eurotiales; Aspergillaceae
Product: RNA polymerase II-binding domain-containing protein
Exons: 4
Coding region: 1-1668 (555 amino acids)
Biological process (GO): intracellular calcium ion homeostasis
Cellular component (GO): perinuclear region of cytoplasm
Source: RefSeq, a predicted model, not a curated record